UGCAGAGCGAAGUACAGAGCUACCUUCAAUCAUGAGCGACGACCGAUACCCCGUGGUUAUCAGGCUUAUUGGAGUGAUGCACAAGGAGACGAACAAAAUGUUUAUGACGUCGGUGAUGUGGUCGGAUCAGAGUGAUAUCAUAGUUUACCGAUCAUUCCAGGACUUCAAGAAACUGCAUAAGCAACUGAAAAAGAGAUUCCCACCAGAAAACCGCUUCCGCAAAUCAGACAGAUUAAUUCCCAGGUUCAGAGCAAGGAACACGGAGAAGAGUUUUCAGAAGAAAGGUCCUAGCAAGUCAAUGCUGCGCCUCAAGUUUUUAGAGAGGUACUGUGACCAGCUGCUCAAAAGUGACCCCAGCGUCUCCCAGAGCUCUGAGGUCAUUCAGUUUUUCCUCCCGCAAACCCAGGACCUGCAACCGGAUUUCUCUAAAAACAGCAUUGUCAUCAUGCCAUCUGAAGACGCCUCAGAGAGUGGAGGUGGCACGGGCAGCGUGGGAAAUGUUACGCAGCCCUUCGUGACCGAGGCUUACCGGUGCGUGGCUCCGUACGAGACAAAGGACACCAAGAACCGUCCCUUCAAGGUGGCCGUGGACGAGAAGGUUGACGUGCUCAUUAAAGACAAAGCCGGCUGGUGGCUGGUGGAGAAUGACAGCAAGUGUCUAGCCUGGUUCCCAGCACCUUACCUGGAGAAGUGCGAGGAGGAGGAGGAUGAGGAGGACAGCCCGGAUGGCACAGAGGAAGGUGUGCUUUACUGUGCUGUAAAGGGCUACAAGUCCACUAAAGGCGACGAGGUCUCCAUGAACAUCGGUGCGGUGGUGGAGGUGCUGCAGAAGUCCGACAAUGGCUGGUGGCUCAUCAGGUAUAACGGGAAGGUGGGCUAUGUUCCCUCCAUGUACCUGCGGCCGUACGCCAACCCCCAGGUGCGCUUCAUAACUCUGCAGAAGGAGAUGCGCAGUUCCACCCUCAAUCUGGCGCAGCUGCAGGUUCCCGGGGCGACGCUCAGCCGCUCCCAGGGUGACCUGCAGUCGGCGGGCAGCCCCCAGCCUGACAGGGACCUCUCCCUGGCGAGCAAGGAUAGGUCAAAGUCACGCUCGCUGGACGUGCUGUCGGAGCCACGGGGGCGGGUCGGAGCCACGCCCCCCUCCAUCAUGGUGGAGCCCCCCAGCGAGGGCUGGCGGCAGGACAGCCUGAGCGGGGCGAGCGAGGCUGGCAGCGAGUCCAGCCUCAGCGAUGACUCGUCCGCCGGCGACCCCGCCCUCAGCCUCAGCCUGCCCACUGGUGACUGGCGCCUCCGCCGGAGCCUCACGCCACCCCCCACCUCCAGCCCCGCCCCCGCCGAGGAGAGGAUGGUGCCCAGCAACUCGGACCCGAACCUUCUAAAGGCGCCCUCCACUCCCAAGGUGCCGCCGCGGCCCCACGCCCAGGAGAUCCUCACCCGCUGCACAACCAUCACCCGCAAGGCCGCGCAGAGCCCUGGCAAGGCCCGCCUGUCCCCCAACGUGGGCCAGAUGCAGAGUCGCUAAGCAACAGCGUGACUGGCCCCACACAGCUACAUGCUAUCAAAGAAAUCGUGUUAAAAGAUAUGAGCACUGAGCACACAGAAUGCAAGCAAUGGCAGCCUUAAUUCUGACCAUGCCUUUCUCAACAAGGUGUUAUCAGGGAUGCAUAGCAGUCAUUAGAAGCAUUGAAAGUCAUAUCAGUCUUAUAACUCCAUGUUAAAAUGACACAUUGGUACAACUCUUUGAAGUUGGCUUUACAAAAGAAAUGUGGAAAUGGGUCAUGAUAUUGAAAGAAAGGUAAUAUAUGUCUUUACAAUGACAGCACAGUGCUUUAUUGUAAACAUUUAGUUGUAAAGUAGGU
Megalops cyprinoides (Indo-Pacific tarpon) is the source of this 1859-nucleotide messenger RNA. It is a transcript of the gene noxo1a, whose product is annotated as NADPH oxidase organizer 1a. Bases 32 to 1522 code for a protein of 496 amino acids. Gene Ontology annotation, molecular function: phosphatidylinositol binding; protein binding; superoxide-generating NADPH oxidase activator activity. Lineage: Eukaryota; Metazoa; Chordata; Actinopteri; Elopiformes; Megalopidae. Gene Ontology annotation, biological process: superoxide anion generation. The record is from RefSeq and is a predicted model, not a curated record. The transcript is spliced from 8 exons.